AUGAAUCGGCAAUGUCUGCGCGUGCUGAUCGUGACGACGCUCUCGCUGGCGUCCGCGGAGGUCUUCCGCGUGCCGCUCGACGAGCGCGGCCUAAUCACCUUCGACUGGACGCCCGAUUAUAGCCGCAGGAGCGUCCAGUUCGAGGUGCACCUGUCGUCGGACUUCGGAUGGUUCGCUGUUGGGUUUUCGGACCGAGGCGAAUCUUUUCCUGCGGACUACUGCGUGCUUUGGUACGACUGGAAGGGACGGAUAAACUUCGAGAACGCCGUCGCCGACGAGAAAGGUGUCCUGGUCGUGGACGAGGAGCAGCACUGCUUGCGGUCUAAAAUUAAGCGAAAGGGCCACGUUACCAAGUUUACCUAUGGGAGAGAGUUCGACACGUGCCAUGCUAGUCGCUAUGUUAUUGAGGAUGGGACGAAUCACGUGGUGUGGUCCCGGGGGAAGGACCGGCUGUAUCAGCUGGCGGGGUUGAAUGUGAGCGCCGGUGAUGGUGACAGGGGCAUGGUGAGGGUGCAGCUCCUGAAGAAUGUGGCGGCGAACCUAGACUUGCCCCCGCAUCACAAGACUGUAGAGAUUUUGGUGAGCAAGGUGCAGGUUCCUGAUGCUGAUACCACGUACUGGUGCCACGUGUACAAACUCCCGAGGGAGUACUUGGAGAAGCACCACGUCAUUCAGUAUGGUGCGAUAAUACAGAAGGGAAAUGAGGGAUUGGUGCAUCAUAUGGAGGUGUUCCACUGCAUAGCACCCCCUGAAGAGGAGAUCGACCUGUAUUCGGGCUCGUGCUUUGCGCCCGAGAGGCCUAAGUCGACCCAGGUGUGCAAGCGGGUGAUUGCCGCAUGGGCUAUGGGGGCUACCCCAUUUGUAUACCCAGAGGAAGCCGGAUUGCCCUUCGGAGGCCCAACUUUCAACCCCUACAUCAUGUUGGAGAUCCACUACAACAACCCCGAAAAACGAGGCGAUUGGAUCGACAGUUCCGGUAUACAGUUCUUCAUCGUGUCCGAUCUGCGACCGAACGACGCCGGCGUCAUCGAGCUCGGUCUGGAGUACACCGACAAAAUGGCGAUUCCUCCAGGUCAGGACUCGUUUCCCUUGUCGGGAUACUGCGUAACCGAGUGCACCGCUGUCAGCUUACCACCGGAAGGGAUCUUGGUGUUCGGAUCGCAGCUCCACACGCACCUGACCGGAAUUCGGGUGCGAACGAGACACAUCCGUAACGGCCACGAGCUCCCGGAGCUAAACUGGGACAACCACUACAGCACCCACUUUCAGGAGAUACGCCGCUUGAAGCGCGUUGUCAACGUGCUACCGGGCGACGCGCUAAUCACAACGUGCGACUACGAAACGCUGGACCGGGACAACGUCACCUUGGGAGGCUUCGCCAUAAGCGACGAGAUGUGCGUCAACUACGUCCACUACUACCCAGCCGCCCCCUUGGAGGUCUGCAAGAGCGCCAUCAGCGAUCAGGCGCUCGCCACCUACUUUCAAUACAUGCACGAGUGGGAAAACCAACCGACAUCCGCCGCCAACGGAAUCUCGGACAACUACAGGGCGAUCGAGUGGAACAAGAUGCGGGUGGAAUUGCUUAGGGAGGUCUACGACGAGUCCCCGCUGAGCAUGCAGUGCAACAUGUCGAGCGGCGACCGCUUCCCCGGCUACUGGGAGAACACGCCGAUUACUCCCGUUUUAAUUCCUCUGCCUCCGGCUGGAAGGGCAUGCGAUAAAAUCAAUACUGUAUAGAUUUAAGUAGUUAAAUAAACAGUUCAAUUAGGUA
This is a messenger RNA of Photinus pyralis (common eastern firefly), 1771 nucleotides long. It is a transcript of the gene Tbh, whose product is annotated as tyramine beta-hydroxylase. The coding region runs from base 1 to 1737 and encodes 578 amino acids. Lineage: Eukaryota; Metazoa; Arthropoda; Insecta; Coleoptera; Lampyridae. Gene Ontology annotation, cellular component: secretory granule membrane. Gene Ontology annotation, biological process: octopamine biosynthetic process; dopamine catabolic process; norepinephrine biosynthetic process. The transcript is spliced from 9 exons. The record is from RefSeq and is a predicted model, not a curated record. Gene Ontology annotation, molecular function: dopamine beta-monooxygenase activity; copper ion binding.